Chara braunii is the source of this 917-nucleotide messenger RNA. NCBI's taxonomy places the organism in Eukaryota, Viridiplantae, Streptophyta, Charophyceae, Charales, Characeae. The record is from the annotation of a GenBank genome assembly.
CCACGACUUUCGGAGGAUGAACGGGCCACUACCAGAGUGCCCAAAUUCAGCCAAGUUGAAACGCUUCCACUCUAUUUUUUCCCGCGACCAAUAAUGGAAACGUACUGGUGGUGUAAAGAUGUUUUCAGAAAGAGGCUUACCUUUGAGUCAAUUCUCCUCGAAAUGGACUAUGAUACUUGAAUACCGUAGUAAGAACAGCACUGGUGAUGGCAGGUUGAAGGAAAUCUCUAGCACGGCAGCUCCGAAUGAAGAGAUUGAAGUAGGCGCAAAAAAAGGUGGAGAGGAUGCCCGGGAGGAGGAGCGAAAACCAGAGUCGAGAGAAGACAAGAGGGGAACAUCAAGGGAGGCAUCGACACGUGGGAAACCUCACACUCGAAAUGUCUCGAGGGCCGAAUCACGGAAGGGGAAUCUACAGGCAUCAAAGGCAGACAACGAUGCCAACGCGGAGGACCCUGGCAUUGUGGAAGAAAAGGAGAAAGUGAACGGAAUAUCCAGCCACUUUGAAUCCAUGCAUCAUUCGGAAGGAUUGAAAGAAGAAGACAGUAAGACGACAGCGGACUUGGCAGCCUUGGCCCUUGCAACUACUUGUCCAGCAGAUCGAGAAGGGAAGCCAUUGGCUGGAUGCUAUAUGGUACCAGAAGAUGUUCUGCGUAAGCCUCUCAUGGACCUGAAGAGAGCACUCUUAAAUGAGAUGGAGGAUGCAGAAAUGGUCAUCUGCAAUGAGGCAGAGAGAUUCAGAGACACACAGGAGAAUUCUCUGACAAGGGAGUUGGACGUAAAUCUUCGCAAGCACCGCCCUCGAGCUGGGCAUGUGGAGGAAGAUCUUCGUCACGAAAGGUAAUCUCAGAUUGACUCUUUACGGCCCUGAACUUUCCGAUUCUUUUUUUUUUCCCCCUAAAUAAAGAUGCAUGGAUCCA